AUGCCUUAUAUCACCGUCAAAGAUGGCACCGAAAUAUACUACAAAGAUUGGGGCAAUAAGUCAGGCCAGCCAGUCACUUUUAGUCACGGAUGGCCGCUGAGCUCCGACGACUGGGAGAACCAGAUGUUCUUCCUGGCCAAUAAAGGCUACCGAGUGAUUGCUCAUGAUCGUCGCGGGCAUGGACGCUCAUCACAGCCCUGGGAAGGCAAUGAUAUGGACACAUACACCGACGACCUCAAUGCACUAUUUGAGCAUCUCGACCUGAAGAAUGUCAUGAUGGUCGGUCACUCAACCGGCGGGGGCGAAGUUGCGAGGUUUAUAGGCAGACAUGGUACCAAGCGAGUGUCCAAGGCUGUACUCGUCUCAGCCACCGCUCCGGGCCUUCUGAAGAGCGACUCCAAUCCACACGGUGUGGGCAUGGAUGUGUUCGAGUCCUUUCGUGAUUCCAUGGUCAAAGACCGAGCACAGUUCUUCAUCGAUGUGCCCUCCGGACCGUUCUUUGGCUUCAAUCGUGAAGGCGCUGAAGUCAGCCAGGGUUUGAUCUGGAAUUGGUAUAAGCAGGGAAUGUCGUGCGGGUUCAAGGCGGCGUACGAUUGUGUCAAAGCCUUCUCCGAGACAGACACAACUGAAGCUAUCCAGAACGCCGAUGUCCCCAUAUUGGUGUUGCACGGAACUGACGAUCAGGUUGUCCCGAUUGACGCGACAGGAAGGCGCUCGGCUAAGCUGGCAAAGAAGGGCAAGAUUAAAGAGUUUGAGGGUGCCUCGCAUGCAUUGCCGACCACACGCAUAAAUGAGGUUAACCAGGCACUGCUAGAGUUUCUUCAAUCCUGA
Messenger RNA from Cyphellophora europaea CBS 101466, 831 nucleotides. RefSeq lists its product as uncharacterized. Lineage: Eukaryota; Fungi; Ascomycota; Eurotiomycetes; Chaetothyriales; Cyphellophoraceae. The coding region runs from base 1 to 831 and encodes 276 amino acids. Gene Ontology annotation, molecular function: catalytic activity. The record is from RefSeq and is a predicted model, not a curated record. The transcript is spliced from 2 exons.